Gasterosteus aculeatus aculeatus (three-spined stickleback) is the source of this 6602-nucleotide messenger RNA. It is a transcript of the gene heatr1, whose product is annotated as HEAT repeat containing 1. The record is from RefSeq and is a predicted model, not a curated record. Gene Ontology annotation, cellular component: 90S preribosome; small-subunit processome; t-UTP complex. Gene Ontology annotation, biological process: positive regulation of transcription by RNA polymerase I; maturation of SSU-rRNA from tricistronic rRNA transcript (SSU-rRNA, 5.8S rRNA, LSU-rRNA). Lineage: Eukaryota; Metazoa; Chordata; Actinopteri; Perciformes; Gasterosteidae. Gene Ontology annotation, molecular function: snoRNA binding.
GUGCUCUGAUUGGCUAGUAACCCGGCGUGUCGUCACCCGGAUGUAGAAUCUCCGGAACGAGGUCUCUUCACGUGUGUGUUUAUUUGAGUUACAGAAAAACAGAUCCCGUCACCAUGACCUCGUUGGCCCACCAACUGAAGAGGCUCGCGCUGCCUCAGAGCGACCCCGACCUGCUGACCCGCAGAGAGGUCGCCUCGCUCCUCUUCCACCCCAAAGAUGCCGCCUCUAUGGACCGAAGCACCUUCUACGCCCUCGGCUGCACAGGGCUGGAGGAGUUGCUGGGGAUCGAACCCGCCCUGCUGGAGUUCCAGGACACCCUGUUCAGCCGGGCUUCGCUGACCCUAGAGCGCAGCGUCCAAUCUAGGGAGGUCAACGAGAAGCUGGACGCCAGCAUAUCGCUCUUCCUCGCCCGCCUCGGCCCGUACUUCCUCCUCAGGCCGGCUCACAAGUGCCUCGAGUGGCUGGUCCACCGCUUCCACAUCCAUCUGUACAACGUGGACAGCCUGCUGGCCUGCGCGCUGCCAUACCACGACACCAACGUCUUCGUCAGGGUCCUGCAGCUGCUGAAGAUCAAAGACGCCACCAACCGCUGGAGCUGGCUGCAUAGCUUGCAGACAGGUGGCGUUCCGCUCUCCAGAGGAGCUCUGAUCACCCACUGCUACACGGACCUGAGCUUCAUGGACUUCAUCUGCUCGCUGGUCACCAACGCCGUGCAGGCGUAUUCAGGGCGCCUUGGUGACUGCUCCCAGCUCAGGGUGGUCUUCUCCUUCUACUCCUCCACCAUCGUCUCCUCUCUGGAGGCUGUGGACAAAGUGUCCGACGUCAUCAUCUCCAAGCUGCUGCCAUUCGUCCAGAAGGGUCUGAAGUCUCCUCUGACGGACUACAGAGCCUCCUCCUUCAUGAUUGUAUGCCAGCUGGCGGUGAAGGUGGUGAUGGAGGCGAGUCUGGUGGACUCCCUCGCUGCCCACGUCUGCAGGUCUCUGCUUGGGGGAGCGGCGCUUACCAGGGAGGGUCUGGGCUGCCUGACGGUGCUGCUGCAGAACCAGAAGGAGGGCUCUGUGGGGCCCAGGGCGUUCCUCAGCCUGAGCCGAGUGCCGGCGCUGGCCUCCACGCUACAGGCGAUGGCGACGAACCACGACGUGGCUCCUCUGCUGCGCUACCUGUUGCCUCACCUGAUCCACGCUGUCUUCAGCCCCUCCCCAGGUGUGGCGCAGACCGACGAGCUCGGCGUGCUGGAGGCCGUCCUGAAGUCUGUCCCUCUGACCGGAGACCUGGACCGAACGGCAGCGCGGUUGAUGCUGGAAGAGUACCUCGGUCAUGUUGAACUCUCCGCUGAGGAAACCUCGGACCUCCACCGCCGCCUCUCCCCUCUGGUCCGGCUGUUUGAAUCCAGAUACUGCGCCGCUAUGGACGGCCUCCUCGUGGGUCACGUGGCCGGCGUCGGUGAGCAGAGGCGUCGGUACCUGCAGUUCCUCUCUCUGUCCACCUGCAGCGGGAAACACCAGGUAAUCGGUGACUCGGACACGUCGCUGCUGCUCAGUCUGAAACACCCGCAGCCUUCCGUCAGGGUCUCUGCGUUGGAGCACCUGAUGGGCGUGGUCGCCUCCGCUCAGCCGAGUUUAGACGAAGUCUUCGUCAGAGACGCCGUCACGGACCGACUGAAGGACGACGUGCCUGAGGUCGUGUCAGCCACUCUCAAGGUCAUGGAGGUUCUGUUGGACGUGUUGGAUCCCGAGGACUCGGUGUCCUCUCUAUUGUCGCUGCUGCACAGAGACGAUUCGUCCCAGGACGAUCACUGGCUGCCGGUGCUGACGGAGGCGGUGCAUUUACUGUCCGAUCCACGGCUAGGAAAAGGGGACACCGAGCUGGUGCAGAAGGCUGGCUGGCGGCUCCUGCCCUUCCUGGUCAUCACCUCCUCGGACGAGCUCAGCUUGGUCUCCUGCGUCGCCCGGUCCGCCGUCGUGUGCCGACACCCGCUCACCCGGAACUGGGCUCCAGAGUUUGACGAGCUGAUGAAGACGAGCGGGGAUGAAGACUUUGUGGGUUCGGCCAACGAACGCCUGGUCUCCACGUUGACCGAGAACCUGUCGAACAUGGAGAACUCCUCUAGACGGGACGCCCUGGAGCAGCUGGCCCAGCUGGUGGAGCAGCAGCGGGGCUCCUCCCUCCGGGCCCGGGCCUCCUUCCCGGUGCUGACCCGGACUCUGCUGCGUUGCCUGGGCCAGCUGAGCGGGACCCAGCACCUGCUCACCGCCCAGCGGGUCUACGCGCUGCUGGAGGCGCGGCUGCUGGAGGUCAUCGGGGUCGCCGGCCAGGAAGUUGUGAGCCGUGUGGCGCCCUCCUUCUCCGAAGCCCUGACGCUCUACCUGAGCAGCUGUGGGCGACCAGGUGAGCGGCCGGACCAAGAGUUCAGCUUCAUCCUGAUCUCUCUGCUCAGAGACUUCAUCUCCUCCCUGCGGUGCCACGACGCCUCCUUCAAAGGUGACGUGUGGUGGAACCCGGAGAAGUUUGACACAAACACCUGUUGUUACCUCGGGAUCACCUGCCGUCUCUUUGGUGUCAUCAUAAGCGGCGCCGGCGAGGGGCCGUCCGCUGCCAGCUUCCGGGACCUGAUGAAGCUGCUGAUCCAGGUUCACCUCAGUGAGCCGCCGAUGCUCUUCCGCUUCCUGUGCGUGCUGUGGGGCUACAGCAGUAACCAUGGCGACCAGCUGGACGUGAAGGUGGGCGCCGUCCUGCAGACCCGGGCCCUGUAUGUGGGCGGGGCUCUACUGAGCGCCAUGCCGGCUGUCACGCUGGAGCAGCUGGUCGCCGCUGACUCGCCCGUGGUCCCGUCCCUGCUCUGCUGUCUCACCUCUCCGGUUCGGGAGGUGCGGAGGGCGGCGCUCGCCGCCCUGCAAGUCCUUUCAGAGGCUGCCGCUUCUCCCUUCCAGCCAAUCACAGAGAGGCUCCUGAAGACCUCAGAAGAGAUCAUCGCUGACCCGACGUACCUGAGCCAGGCUCUGGGGCGACUCCAUGACGAGUCGACGUCCCUCAAAGCGACGUCCAUGCAGAAGAAGAUGCGCUCCUCCAUCACUCAGCUGCUGCAGAGCGCCCAGACCCCCAGCUGCCCCUCCUACAGUGCCUGCAGCCUGCUGGGAGCUCUGAGCCAGGUCAACGGACAGUCCGUCCUGUCCAACCUGCUGCCCGUCCUGGAGCGCCUCCUGGAGCAGAGCACCCCCGAGGGCCCCGCCCCCCUGCGCUCCGAGGCCCGCCUGGUGCACCUGGUCCUGGGGAAGUACAACGAGGCGGCGGCCCCCCUGCUGGCAAGAGACCAGAGCUGCUUGGACCUGUUCAUCAGGGCCCUGAAGACCUCCAGCCAGCCCCACCCCGACAUGCCCCCCUGCCAGGUCAUCGCCCUGGAACAGAUCACCAAGCCCUUCUUCUCAGCACUGGGGUGCCAGUCGCUGCAGCAGCAGCUCCUGACGGUGGUGUUGGACGUGCUGGUGGAGACCAGCAGUCCUCUGGUGGCCGACACCGUCAGCAGCGUCUUCAAGGCGGUGACCAUCGACGGGCAGCUGGUGGCCAAUGAGCUGACUCCACCCGAGAGACCCAAAGAGAGCAUGACGGUGCAGCAGACCCGGCGUAGCAUGAUGAGUCAGAGGAGGCUCCAGGGGGCCUGUGAGGGGGGGGCGGGCGUGUCGUGGAGGAGGGUCACGCUCAUCCUGGAGCUGCUGCAGCACAAGAAGAAGCUGAAGAGAGCCCAGAUGUUGGUCCCAACUCUGUUCUCCCUGCUCGCCAGGAGUCAGCAGGCUCGUCCCGGCGAGCAGGUCAACAUGGAGUACACCAAGCAGCUGCUGCUCAGCUGUCUGCUCAACAUCUGUCACAAGCUGUGUCCUGAAGGGGGCGCCGCUGGUCCCGCCCCCCUGGAGGAGGACAAGUUCAACGUGGAGCUGGUGGUUCAAUGCAUCAGAACCUCUGACGUGCCCCAGACUCACCACCACGCCCUGCUGCUGCUCGCCACCGCCGCCGCCAUCUUCCCUGAGAAGGUCCUGCUUAACAUCAUGCCCAUCUUCACCUUCAUGGGUGCCAACAUCAUGCGCCUGGACGACGCCUACAGUUUCAGAGUCAUCGACAGGACGGUUCAGAUGGUGAUACCGGCUCUGAUCCAGGCCCACCAGCUUGCAGACGGCAGCUCUCCCUCUCACGUGGUUGCCGUGGUAACUCGGAUCCUCCACGUCUUUGCCGACGCUCUUCCUCACGUCCCCGAUCACCGGCGGCUUCCCAUCCUCAGUCAGCUGAUGACCACGCUGGGCCCCGAGCGCUUCCUCUGGGUCCUAAUGCUCAUCCUAUUCAAGCUGCACGCCACGCAGACUGCCAGGUCCACCAGCGAGAAGGAUGUGGCUCUUGAGAAAGACGUGGACUUCUGGAUUUCUCUCAGUUGUCGGUUCGACGUCACGGAUCAGCUGACCACCAUCAUCAACAUCCUGCACUUCCUGCUGCAGCUUCCUGACGACAGAGACGCCGCUCCGGUGAAGCGCCGGGCAGGACCCACAAAGAAGAAGACGGAGGAGGAGGAGGUGGAGGAGGUGCAGGAGCUGAUCUUCAGUCUGGAGAGCCACAGCAGCAAAGAGCUGAGGCACUUCAAGUUCCUCUCGCUCUCCUUCAUGGCUCAGCUGCUCGGCUCGGCCAGCUUCGUGGGGAAGGUUGCGGACGAAGUCGAUGCCGUGGACGAGUCUCUGCAGCAGAGGCUGCUGGAGGAGGUGCUGCGCUACGUCCACAGCGUUGCUCGCUGCGUGGAGGACAACACGGACCGGCCCACCGCCAAGUUCUGGAGGGUUCUGCUCAACAAAGCCUACGAAGUCCUGGACAAGGUGAACUCCCUGUUGCCCACGGAUACCUUCAUCACGGUGAUGAGGGGGCUGAUGGGUAACCACCUGCCCUCCGUCAGGAGGAAGGCCAUGGAGCUGCUGAACAACAAGCUGCAGCACCGCACCCAGUGGGAGGAGCAGCAGGUCACUGUGCUCCUACAGCUGACCGGCGACCUCCUGAGCAUUGUGGGUAAAGGCGGCGCCCAGGGGACGCAGGCGGAGCAGGCCAUCAACCGCCAGACGGCGCUCUACAGCCUCAAGCUGCUCUGUCGCAGUUUCGGCAGCGACCACCAGGAGGCGUUCGUGCCCGUCCUGCGGCACACGGUGGACAUCGUCAUGACGACGGAGGAGGAGAAGAACGUGACGGGCAGCGCUCUGCUCUGCAUCGCCGAGGCCGUCGCCACGUUGAAGGCCCUCGCCAUCCCACAGUUACCAAGGUUGAUGCCGGCGGUGCUCAGCGCGCUGACGGACAGGAAGGAGCUGUUGACCAAUGAGAUCUACCUGCUGAGCGCCGUCACCGCCCUGCAGCGCGUCGCGGAGACGCUGCCUCACUUCAUCAGCCCGUACCUACAGGACACCACCUCUCAGGUGUGUCGGCUGACUCGGCUGGUGGAGACUUCCUCGUCCUCUUCCUCCUCCUCCACUCAGCUGUCUGCUCGUCUGGCCUCCCUCAGGAGCUCCCUCGCCACCCGGCUGCCCCCCAGGGUCCUACUGCCCACCCUCACCAGGUGCUACGGCAGCAUGGUGGUGGACAGGAAGCGUCAGCUGGGGGCGCUGAUGAGCAUCCUGAAGGAACACAUUGGUCACAUGGAGAAAGACCAGCUCAACUUCCACCAAUCAGAGCUCACCUCCUUCUUCCUCACUGCCCUGGACUUCAGAGCCGAACACUGUCAGGGCGAUCUGCAGAAGACAGCGGAGGUCGAAGGUCACGUGAUCAACUGCCUGAUCACCAUGGUGAUGAAGCUGUCGGAGGUCACGUUUAGGCCGUUGUUCUUCAAGCUCCUGGACUGGAGUAAGUCGGCGAGCGGCGAGCGGCUGCUGACCUUCUACCGCUUGAGUGACGUCAUCGCCGGGAAGCUCAAAGGACUCUUCGUCCUGUUCGCUGGAAACCUGGUGAAGCCGAUGUCAGAGCUCCUGAGACAGACGGCCGGGUCCAAACCAGAUGAGGCGCUGUUUGGCUCUGAGGAGAAGACCAGUCUGCUGCUCCGCUCCGUGCUCGACUGUCUCUUUAAGAUCUUCCUGUUCGACACCCAGAGGUUCCUCAGCAGGGAGCGGGCCGACGCCCUGAUGGGCCCGCUGGUGGACCAGCUGGGGAACACCGCAGGAGGAGACCAGGUGUACCAGGUGAUGGUGACCCAGCACCUGGUUCCCUGUGUGGGUCAGUUCUGUGCAGCGCUGACUGACGACUCGCAGUGGAAGACCCUCAACUACCAGGUCCUCCUGAAGACCAGACACCCCGAGUCCAAGGUGCGUUUCUCCUCUCUGUUGGUGCUGAUGGAGUUGGCGUCCAAACUGAAGGAGAACUACAUGGUUCUUCUUCCAGAGACGAUCCCCUUCCUGGCUGAACUGAUGGAGGAUGAAUGUGAGGAGGUGGAGCAGCAGGUCCAGAAGGUGGUUCAGGAGAUGGAGAACAUCCUGGGAGAACCGCUUCAGAGCUACUUCUAACACACACGCACAACUUUUUAAACAUUAUUUGUCCUCUUUGGAUUUUUCUUUGGAAUAAACAUUUAAGUCAAUUUUCAAACAACAAAACUA